AGCUCGAGCCCUGGUCAAAAGUAGUGCACUACAUAGUGAAUAGGGUGCCAUUUGGGACGUCUCUCUCUCUUUGUCACGGUCACUGAGAUCGGUCACUAUUCAUCCCCUGUUCUAUAGGAAGUCUGUCUGUAUGUGUACAGAGGGGGACUGGACUGUCUGGUGAUAAAAUAUCCUCAAGACAACAAACACACAUGACACACACACACACACAGCAUGCACACACACAGUCAGACACAGGUUUAUUUAUCUCCCAACCCUCCUAGACCUAAAUACCGUAAUAUAACACACACACACACACACACACCUAACCACAAGCUAAAACAUGGCUCGCUCACACACAUACACUUUUGUGUUAUUUUUUAACUCUGGACCUGUUACACACAGUAUAAAAAAAACACACACACAACCCCCCCCCCCCCAACCCCUCCAGGUCUGUCUUCCUCAUGCCUUGCACUAAUGACGCUCAUGAAUAUAUCUUGUCAUAAUUACAGCCAGUGUGAAUAUAUAUAUAUAUAUAUAUAUAUAUAUAUAUAUAUAUAUAUAAAUAAUAUACUGUAAAUAGGGUGUUGCAAUGUAGUCUACUUUUUCGAUUUACAAUUGACAGGACUAAUGCUUGCUAGGGAGUUGUCUAGAUAAUCAUUAAACAAAACAAAAAACUGUACAGAAAAACGCUUUGGUAUGGGUUUGGAGUGAUGUUUUUUUUCACACACAAAAAUCAAUUCUAAUCGAUGGUGGUCGUUAUAAAUGUAUGUAGUAUUAUUAACAAAAAAAUGUACUUGCAUUUCUUUAGUGGUCUGUCUUAUACUUUUUUCUCAAGAAAAACAGAGGAUUUUUUUGGUUUUCUAUUUUUUAAUAUUCUCUUUCCCAUUUCACUUAUUAUUUUGUUAGCGAUCUAAAGCUAACAUGCCCUGUCCAAUACUCCUUGUCCUACUAGAACUGAACUCGCACACAAUACACUGUCUGGGUGUAGAAUCCCUGUUGGAUCAUUGCGGGAACAGAUCGGAUUGAUAACUAACCGUCCGCCCGUCUAAUAACGUCUCAGUAAUAAUGUAACAACGUUGUAGGAACAAUGUAACAACAACAGUAGUAGUAGAAGAAGAAAUAAAGACGGUUCCGUUCUACUGUUGGGGUACUGGCUGGUGGAUCAUGAUGAUGAUGAAUAAAUGAAUUAACUCCUAGGGAUGUACAUUGUUUACAUUGUUGUUGCUAUGGACAGUUAAUUGCAGAUGGAAAAUAUUAACAAAUGCAAGCAUUUUACAGGACUGUUAAAUGAUGACCAAAUAAAUACAUAAAUAAAAUUGAUAAUUUAUAUGAUAUGGAGGUUGUAUUGUGUGUGGAGUAAAAUAUUUGGUUUUAAGGUUGUUUUCAGGUGUUCCAGUUACUCUUGCUGUACUCUGUGUGGGGUAAAGAACCCCUACCACUCCGCCUGAGUUCUCCAUUGAAGUCAUGUUCUAUUUCUCUGACCAUUUGCCGCUUUUAAAACAACCGGGAACUCGGAAAAAACGAGCUCCGACUGAGAAAAAUCGUUUUGAACAGUCAUACAACUAGGAAUUCCACGUAGGACACUCGGGCAUCUUUCUAGAGCUCCUACGUCAUGAUUUGACCUCGUUUUUUCCCCGAGUUCCCAGUUGUGUUGAAAGCACCAUUUGACCCCUCAGCUUAUCAGACCUGUCCUCACCCUGGCACUCAGAAAGCAGCUCAGACAGUUUACAGACAAUGAUUUAACAUUUAGCUACACGUGUAACUACAAGGCCUAUUACAUUAUUGUGGUAUUUGUACUGCGGACAUAAUCAGGAGCAUCUUUUGUCUGCCCUUCCCAUUCCCAGGCCUACUUUUUUGCCUAUGACAGUUUCUGACUACAUUGUCCCUGCUCGUUACAUUUGACCUUGAAAUUCUCGCUACAAAUGGUACAUUUUUUUGUGACCUCUCCCCUGAUUCAUAGCCUACUGGAAUACCCAUUUUGUCUCCCCUAGUGGAGAAAAAACGGAUCUACAAUGACAAAUAAAAAAGUAGGGAUGAGCGCCAUGUCUGAUUCUCCGGUAGUGGAAUAGAGAACGGGACACUUAAACGUUUUAGCUCCAGGGUCGGGGAUCGCGUUCGUUCUCGGUAUCGAGGAUGUCCGAGAGCGCAGGGGUUCAGCAGGGCUCCCCGGCCAUCGGUGCGGCGGGAUCGGCUCCUGCGGCUCCGGGAGCCGGGGGAACGGAGGGUUCGGGCGCCACCGUAGGAUCGGCACGAAUCGCUGUGAAGAAGGCGCUUCUCCGCUCCUCCCCGCGCCCUAAGAAACUGGAGAAGCUCGGAGUGUAUUCCUCUUGCAAGGCUGAGGGGGCCUGUAAGUGUAACGGCUGGAAGAGCCAGAACCCCCCUCCCACACCACCCCGUACGGACCAGCAGCCAAACACUGUCAACCUACUGGAGACCUGCCGCAGUUGUUCCCACACACUGGGUGACCAUGUGACCCACCUGGAGAACGUCUCAGAGGAGGAGAUGAACAGGCUUCUGGGUAUAGUCCUGGACGUGGAGUACCUGUACACAUGUGUCCACAAAGAGGAGGACGCAGACACCAAACAAGUCUACUUCUCCCUCUUCAAGCUGUUGAGGAAAUGCAUCCUACAGAUGGGAAAACCUGUGGUGGAGGCACAGGAAAGUCCUCCCUUUGAGAAACCCAGCAUCGAACAGGGGGUGAAUAACUUUGUCCAGUACAAGUUCAGCCAUCUUCCCUCCAAGGAGCGUCAGACCAUCGUGGAGCUGGCCAAGAUGUUCCUCAACCAGAUCAACUACUGGCAGCUGGAGACGCCCUCACAGAGACGACAGCGGGUGCCUGCUGAUGAUGCUGCUGGGUACAAAGUCAACUACACUAGAUGGCUGUGCUACUGCAAUGUCCCCCAGUUCUGUGACAGUCUACCACGGUAUGAGACGACCCAGAUCUUUGGUCGGACCCUGCUGGGCUCAGUCUUCACUGUGAUGAGAAAACAGCUGCUAGAGCAGGCCAGGCAGGAGAAGGAUAAGUUACCCCCGGAGAAACGCACUCUCAUCCUUACACACUUCCCCAAAUUCCUGUCCAUGUUGGAGGAGGAAGUGUACAGUCACAGCUCUCCCAUCUGGAGCGAAGACUUCCUGGUUGGAUCCUCAGGAGGACAGAUCGCCAUCCAUACAGUGAUCAGUGCGCCCCCGGUGGCCAGGCCUCUGUACUACAGCACCAGCCCAGUAGCAGUGGACCCAUCCAGCUGUGGCAGUGUCAGUCCUGCCAGGAAGACUGCCUCUGCUCUGGAACCCAGUCCAGGUGGGCAAAAGCGGAAGCCAUCGGAGCCCCUCCCCCAUGAGGAGACUAAGAAGCUCAGGAUCGUUGGCGACAUCCCCAUGGAACUCAUCAACGAAGUCAUGGCAACCAUUACUGACCCGGCCUCCAUGCUGGGACCAGAGACCAGCCUGCUGUCGGCCCACUCAGCCCGUGAUGAGGCGGCCCGCCUGGAGGAGAGGAGGGGGGUGAUAGAAUUCCACGUCAUCGGGAACUCCCUCAACCAGAAGCCCAACAAGAGGAUCCUGAUGUGGCUGGUGGGCCUCCAGAACGUCUUCUCCCACCAGCUGCCUCGCAUGCCCAAAGAAUACAUCACACGCCUCGUCUUCGACCCGAAGCACAAGACGCUGUCGCUGAUCAAAGAUGGCCGUGUGAUUGGAGGGAUCUGUUUUCGGAUGUUUCCCUCACAGGGUUUUACCGAGAUUGUGUUCUGUGCCGUCACCUCCAACGAGCAGGUCAAGGGGUAUGGCACUCACCUGAUGAACCACCUGAAGGAGUACCACAUCAAGCACGACAUCCUCAACUUCCUCACCUACGCAGACGAGUACGCCAUUGGCUACUUCAAAAAGCAGGGCUUCUCUAAAGACAUCAAGGUUCCCAAGGCCAAGUAUCUGGGCUACAUCAAAGACUAUGAGGGAGCGACGUUGAUGGGCUGUGAGCUCAACCCCAACAUCCCUUACACCGAGUUUUCUGUCAUCAUCAAGAAACAGAAGGAGAUCAUACAGAAGCUGAUAGAGAGGAAGCAGGCUCAGAUCAGAAAGGUCUACCCAGGACUUUCCUGUUUUAAGGAAGGAGUUCGGCAGAUUCCCAUUGAGAGCAUUCCUGGAAUACGAGAAACUGGAUGGAAACCGGUGGGCAAAGGUAAGGAGCUGAAGGAUCCAGAUCAGCUGUACAGCACCCUGAAGACCAUCUUACAACACGUUAAGAGUCACCAGAAUGCCUGGCCGUUCAUGGAACCAGUGAAGAAGACUGAGGCUCCUGGCUACUACCAAGUCAUCCGCUUCCCCAUGGACCUGAAGACGAUGUCGGAGCGUCUGAAGAGCAGGUACUACACCACACGGAAGCUCUUCAUGGCCGACAUGCAGCGCAUCUUUACAAACUGUCGAGAGUACAACCCUCCAGAGAGCCAGUACUACAAGUGUGCCAACCUGCUAGAGAAGUUCUUCUACAACAAGAUUAAGGAGGCGGGCCUCAUUGAGAAGUGAUGGAUGGGAGGGGCUUCAAGGAAGAUGGACGGGGCUUCAAGAGAGGGUGUGGCUUAGUUCUAAGGAUGUCUAAAGGUUUUUAUUGUCUUCGUCUUUAUCUUUCUACUGUUGUCAACCAGAAAAACAGUUGGAUCGGCUAUAUCCAGUAGGGAGGAGGGUUUUAGGUUCAUUAGAAUACUCAAUAUCUGUUGUUCUAUCUCUCUCUUCUUCUCUCCAUCCUUGUCAUAUUGCCUCCUCUGGCUUUUACUGGCUUUUAUCAGUCUCUGCUUCUCCCUUGCUCCACCUUGUCUUUGUUGAGUCAGGAAAACAGAUGUCAUGUAGAAACACCUGUACAGCUAACCUAAUCCUACAUCUGUUCAGAGUCAUACUACAUGUAGAUGUCGCAUCUGUGAAAAACUGGACUGUCUGAGAAUAUGGGGAGGGAUAGUCAGCCAGUUACUGAGCCAUUCAGUCUGUCUGUCUCCAGAUUGGAGUUACUGGGUUGUAAUGGUGUAGGCUGAAGUUGCCCCUAGACACUGAUCCUGGGUCAGUUUUACACUUUCCCUACUAAUGGUAACAGUUAGGAUUGGGGGAUGGGAAGCUGAUCCUUGAUCUGUACCUAGGGGAAACCUUCCCCCGGAGCCAUAGUAAUCAGUAAUCAGUUCUAAUUUGUAUGUGUGUGUUACCUAACGCGCGUGCCAGUGUACACAUGACGUCAUGCGAGGUCUGUAUCUCCGAAUUUAUGAGGUAAAAAUGUGUAUGUAUGUUAUUAGAGAGUUCAUCCUGCCAAAAAAAUUUAAAUUAUAUUUCAAAUCCGUAUGUAUACAUUAAGUAAUUGAAGAGGUUUAAAAUAGUUACCUCUUUUAAACCUCUUGAAUUACUUAAUGUAUAUUUUUAGUGUACUGUAUAUUUUUCUUUCUUUGUUUUUGAACUGAAAGGAGGGGAAGCCUCUUUUCUUGAAGUUACCCUUCUUGCUUGUCCAUGUAAAAAGUCCCAUAAGGCUAAAGGUGACCAUGGAAAUGCACUUAUUUAUUUUUCAAGCAACUAUUCAGCACCACAUGGUAAAUAAGAGCAUUUUUGUUUUCCAUCGAGAUGUUUUAUGUUUUUAAAGAAAUGCACGCUAUGGCUAAUUUAAGUAUGUAUAGUUUAUCCUUAUUUAUGUGCUGUAACUUAAAGGAAUAAUGCUUAACAAAAGGUCUUAAUUUAUUUUGCAUAAUUAUUUCUGUCUAGCAAAUGGAGAUCGCUACCUUUGUACUUUGAAGAUAAAAGAAAAGAGAUUGUGCAUCACUAUGUUGUUUUGCUGUUUUAUAUAAAGAUGUUUGUACUUUUUAAACUAUAGGAAAAAUCUGGAUUUUGUAAUAUAUCUGGAAGAGUUAUUACAUGGCCUUUGUACUGUUGCUUUUAAUGCCGUACAGUUAUAACCUAUUUUAUAGACUUAUUAAAAUAGAAGUGAAAUUAA
Coregonus clupeaformis (lake whitefish) is the source of this 5938-nucleotide messenger RNA. RefSeq names its product histone acetyltransferase KAT2B. Gene Ontology annotation, biological process: chromatin remodeling; positive regulation of transcription by RNA polymerase II. Lineage: Eukaryota; Metazoa; Chordata; Actinopteri; Salmoniformes; Salmonidae. The record is from RefSeq and is a predicted model, not a curated record. Gene Ontology annotation, cellular component: nucleus; histone acetyltransferase complex. The transcript is spliced from 18 exons. The coding region runs from base 2116 to 4500 and encodes 794 amino acids. Gene Ontology annotation, molecular function: protein binding; histone H3 acetyltransferase activity.